Messenger RNA from Oenanthe melanoleuca, 4138 nucleotides. RefSeq names its product kinesin family member C3 (gene KIFC3). Gene Ontology annotation, molecular function: microtubule binding; ATP binding; microtubule motor activity. The coding region runs from base 458 to 3658 and encodes 1066 amino acids. Gene Ontology annotation, biological process: microtubule-based movement. The record is from RefSeq and is a predicted model, not a curated record. Lineage: Eukaryota; Metazoa; Chordata; Aves; Passeriformes; Muscicapidae. The transcript is spliced from 21 exons.
AUAUCCGGUACUGCCACUUCAUUACUAUGAGCAAGUCAUGAGUGACUUGUGUCACCCAGACCAGCCAUUACUGUGAGGGCUGUGUGUGCAAUGCAGGGAGGCAGAUACAAAUCACACCCUAAAAAUGCGUGUAUAUAUUAUAUUUAAAGCAGGAUUUUCUGUUGCCUUCCUAACACCAGAGCCUUUGUAGAGGUCUUGGCAUGUCAGGCUGUUUUCUCCAUGCCUCUGGGUUAGAAAAAGAUUCUUUUUCAUGUGAUAUCUGUGUCCCUGGGCUCAAUGAGCCUGGGGUGCCAACUGGCACUGCUGCCAGUGCAUGUUUGGGAGCAGUGGGGGUGUGGCACUGUGAGGAGAGCAUAGUUUGGAUAGGCAGGUCCUUGGUGUGUCCAUCAGUGCCACUGUCCCCACGGUCCCCCAGGGUCACCGUGGUGAGUGAUGCUAGGAGGGGAGCACAGGCGGGAUGCAGUUACACUGGGACUCCCUGAAGAGCACCGGGACUGGGGUGGGAAUGGCAGAGACACGCCGGGACACACCGGGAGCCCCCAGGGCAAUGCCGAGGGAGGGCCAGGGGAGCACGGUGGGUGCGAGCCUCCCUGGGAAGGGCACGGGGAACACCGGGGCUCCGCUGUGCUUCCAGGGCUCUGGCCGGAGGGGCCGGGGUGCCCCGGUACACACCGGGAGCUCCCCGCCGCUCCCGGUGCGGGCAGGGCAGCCCCGCCUCCGCCGCCCGCCGGGGGUUUCACGGGUUUCCGUGGUAACGAGUGCGGGGCGGAGCUCGGCGCUUCCGUUACCGAAGUGCCCGGGAAGGCGGGGACGGGCCGGGGCUGCUGCCGGGUGCUCCGCUGCUGCCGCCGCCCCGCGCCCGAGGUGCUGCUGUCCUCGGGACCCCCGUGCCAUGAUCACAUCCCGCACCGCCUGGGAUCUGGGACCCGGGCCCUCCGCCGCAGCCGCCUGGAAGACGAAGGACCUUGCCCCGGCCGGCCGUGGGCAGGACAGGCUCAGCACUGGGAGCGGAGCAGGCGCCUCUCCCCGGGCUCCUCUGCUGCCAGCACUGCUGCACCACAAAAUCCUCAGCGUGAGCUGGCUGGACACUGCAAACCCCCGUGGGCUCUGCCGGGCUCUCCAGGCGCUGCGGGACGCGAGGUGCAAGCGGCGGGAGGAGCCGCGGCCCCGCGCCCCGGCCCCGGCCACGGAGGAGCCGCCCGCAGCCCCCCGGGAGCCAGCGGCCGCCACAGCCCUGCCGGCAGCCCCCACCAUGAACCUGGAGAAAGCAGGAGGGAGGCUCUGCAGUGGAAAACGUGCCAGCCUGCCCGCGGCCCGGCCCUUCCCCGUCAUCCAGGAGGUGAUGGCCUCCAUGGCACACCUGCAGAAGGAGAAGCUGCGGCUGCAGGAGGAGCUGCUGGAGCUGCAGGAGAAACUCGCUGCCCAGGAGAACAAUGAGCUCUCCCUCUCCUUCCAGCUGCAAGGCCAGGUGGAAACUCUGAAGGCAAAGCUCCUGGAGCAGGCUCAGGAGAUCAGCCGGCUGCGCUCGGAGCUGGGCGGCACGGAUGCGGAGAAGCACCGGGACCUGCUGGCGGCCGAGAACGAGCGCCUGCGGCAGGAGAUGAAAGCGUGCGAGGGGGAGCUGCGGGAGCUGCAGCGGCAGCAGCAGCAGGCACCGUGCCGGGACUGCCCCCACCUGCAGGAGAACGCUGAGCUGCAGGAGCAGCUGUCCCAGCUGCAGCGGGAGGCAGAGGAGGCGCGGGCCAAGCUGGUGGAGCUGGACCUGGAGGUGCAGCAGAAGACAAACCGCUUGGCUGAGGUGGAGCUGCGGCUCAAGGACUCCCUGGCUGAGAGAGCCGAGGAGGAGGAGCGGCUCAGCCGGCGGCUGCGGGACAGCCAGGAGACCAUCGCCAGCCUCAAGUCUCAGCCCCAGCAGAUAAAGUACAUCAUCAAGACGGUGGAGGUGGAGUCAGCCAAGGCAAAACAAGCCCUGUGCGAGACCCAGUCCCGAAACCAGUACCUGCUGGAGCAGGUGGGGAUGCAGAAGCAGGUGCUGAAGGAGAUGGAGCAGCAGCUGCAGAGCUCCCAGAAGACAGAGGCUCAGCUCCGGGCUCAGAUCAUGAUGUAUGAGGCUGAGCUGGAGCGAGCCCAUGGGCAGAUGCUGGAGGAGAUGCAGGCGAUGGAGGAGGAGAAGAACCGCGCCAUUGAAGAGGCAUUUUCCCGCGCCCAGGUGGAGAUGAAGGCAGUGCAUGAGAACCUGGCAGGUGUCCGGACCAACCUGCUGACGCUGCAGCCGGCGCUGCGCACGCUCACCCACGACUACAACAGCCUGAAGCGUCAGGUCCGCGACUUCCCCCUGCUGCUCCAGGAGACCCUGCGCAGCGCCAGGGCUGAGAUCAGCCAGGCCAUCGAGGAGGUGCACAGCACCAACCGGGAGCUGCUGCGCAAGUACCGGCGGGAGCUGCAGCUCCGCAAGAAGUGCCACAACGAGCUGGUGCGGCUCAAAGGAAACAUCCGUGUUUUUGGGCGAGUCCGCCCCAUCACAAAAGAAGAUGGGGAGGGCCCCGAGGCAGCCAAUGCUGUGACCUUCGAUGCUGACGAUGACGCUGUCCUGCACCUCCUGCACAAAGGGAAGCAGGUCUCCUUUGAGCUGGAUAAGGUCUUCCCCCCACAAGCAUCCCAGGAGGAGGUGUUUCAGGAGGUUCAAGCCCUGGUCACCUCCUGCAUUGAUGGCUACAAUGUCUGCAUCUUCGCCUAUGGGCAGACAGGGGCAGGAAAAACCUACACGAUGGAGGGGACAGCAGCAAACCCAGGGAUCAACCAGCGGGCCCUGCAGCUCCUCUUCUCCGAGGUGCGGGGCAAAGCGGCCGACUGGGACUACACCAUCACUGUCAGCGCUGCAGAGAUCUACAACGAGGCACUCAGGGACUUGCUGGGGAAGGAGCCGCAGGAGAAGCUGGAGAUCAAGCUGUGCCCUGACGGCAGCGGGCAGCUCUACGUGCCCGGGCUCACCGAGUUCAGGGUGCAGAGCGUGGAAGACAUCAACAAGGUCUUCGAGUUUGGCCACAUCAAGCGGGUGACAGAGUGCACCAACCUGAACGAGCACAGCUCUCGCUCCCACGCCCUCCUCAUCGUCACCGUCCGCGGCCUCGACCGCAGCACGGGGCUCCGCACCACAGGGAAGCUGAACCUGGUGGACCUGGCGGGCUCGGAGCGGGUCGGGCGCUCGGGCGCCGAGGGCAGCCGGCUCCGCGAGGCGCAGCACAUCAACAAGUCCCUGUCGGCCCUGGGCGACGUCAUCUACGCCCUGCGCUCCCGGCAGGGCCACGUGCCCUUCCGCAACUCCAAGCUGACCUACCUGCUGCAGGACUCGCUCAGCGGCGACAGCAAGACCCUGAUGAUGGUGCAGGUGUCCCCUGCUGAGAAGAACACCAGCGAGACGCUGUGCUCCCUGAAGUUUGCUGAGCGGGUUCGCUCUGUGGAGCUGGGUCCUGUCUCCCGCAAGGCUGAGCUGGGCUCCUGGACCAGCCAGGAGCACCUGGAGGGUGACUCGCCGGGUUCCACAGCACCACCUGGCCGGGCCCACACAUCCCCCAGCCCGGGGCAGCUCUCCAGUCGCUCUGCCUCCAUCCGCAGGAAGCUCCACACCUCAGGGAAGCUGAGGCCAGUCCCCCUGUGAGGAGUGCCAGCCACGGCAUCAAAUCCACUGCAGGACCCAGCCCCUCACAGUGACACAGAGAUGGCUGCUGGAAGACAUGAAGGCUUUGGUGCCAGUCCCUUAGGCCACCAGGACCCAUGACCAGAGGGUGAUGGCACCUCUCACCAUGAGCAGCAUGAGGUUAAGGGUCUCCCAGCAGCCAGCCCCCGCCUCAGGGUGGGGGACAGUGGUGCUGGGCAGAGAUCUGCCCCCUUGGAUGCUCAGUUCUGUGAGUUUAUUUUUGCUGGACAGAUGUUUUUACCCAGAGCAGGGAGCUGCUGGGAGCUGCUCUCUCCAGCUUUGCUUUGACAAUAAGAUCUGGCUGGAAGGGGUGCACAGAGCCAGACCAGCCCCUGGCCCUGCCUUUGCUACUGCCACAGAGCCAGCCUGGCCACAGCUCCUGCAAGACUGUGUUUGGACAGCUGCCCCAUGUCUUUCAGAGCAGCACUUCCUCCACGUUAA